UAUAAUCUAAUUCAAAAUAUUAACCAAAAACUAUCAGUGAUAAUAAAAUAUCACUGGUGUUUCGGGGCCACUGUAUGUGCCUUGUGUCUAAGAAAAUGCAUUGAUGAAUAAGUGUACUUUCCUGACCAAAGUAAAGAAUGACUGAAGUGAAUGCAGGAUGUGAGAUCACAUCAUCGGUGUGACACAGCAGAGGUGAAGCAGCUCUUGGGCCUCCAUCCAGCAGCUGACUUCAUGUGUGGCUAAAAGCCACAGAUCACUUGGAAUGUCUGGAGUCCGUUUGCAUUUCCCAAACUCUCGAAACAUGACCACUUUUGAAUGUAACUCAGAAUUCGAAGUAUCUCAUCCAAACGAACACGUUUUUUCCGACCCAAUCAGAAGUAGGUCAGUUUCACAGAGAGGGCUGUCUGCUUCACUGAGGUCAACUAAUGAUAGAAUUCAAAGGCAUUACUGUUUAACCAAACCUUCUUUUGCACUGACCAUCAGAUCUACUUCAUCCUUUCUCUGCGGUUGCUGCGUUAGUGUGAGUCACUGCUGAAUUGUUCACUUGUUCCCGUAAUACUGUUCACAGGUGCUUGAGAAGUACCCCAACACACCGAUGAGUCAUAAAGAGAUCCUGCAAGUGAUUCAGAGAGAAAGGCUUAAGGAGAUAAGAAGUGGGACGUCGCCUCUUGCCUGUCUCAAUGCCAUGCUCCAUACAAACUCACGCGGAGAGGAAGGGAUCUUCUACAAGGUCCCCGGCAGAAUGGGAGUCUAUACACUGAAGCAGAAGGACAUUGGAGAUGUGGUGAAGGAACUGUCAGAAGAUGCUUCAGAGGACAGCAGUGAUAACAUGUCUGAUACCCGAAGCACAGAAAAUACCAGCACCACUACCUACAGCAAAGAUGGACGCAGAGGAAGGUGGAAGAGGAGAGUGCCAGCAAAACUGCAAUCUCAGCCAUCCUCACCACAGUCUCGCUGUUCAUCUCCGUCAGUCUCCAGCAGCAAACUCAUGUCCCCAUCACAGAAACACAGCAAGAAGGCCCUAAAACAGGCACUGAAACAGCAGCAGCAGAGGAAUCAGCGGCGGCAAUGUGGAAUCCCCAGCGCCUCCAGCCCACGACUGCUCCUCAAGACUGUCAAAGACAUGGCUCAUGACUCCUCCAAAUCCUCCUGGGAGCUGAAACAGACAGAGCGCUGCCCUGCAAGUCCACAGAACUCUACCUCCAGCUCGUCCUCCUCUGUCAAAGCAGAUGUGUGCCACACGACUGGUGCCCGAAAGGUGUCUCAGCGCUCCAGUCAGCUCAGUGCCAGACAACUGAGGCGUACCAAGUGUGAGAUAGAUGUUGAGACACCAGAUUCCAUCCUUGUCAACACCAACCUGCGAGCGCUCAUCAACAAGCACACAUUCUCAAUGUUGCCUACAGAGUGUCAACAGAAGCUUCUUAAGAUGCUGCCAGAGGUUGACCAGCAGGCUAGUAUGGAUGGUGCACUGAAGGUGACCAGCUCUGCCUUGAACAAUGAAUUCUUCACAUCAGCAGCACAGUCUUGGAAGGAGAGGUUGUCAGAGGGUGAGUUCACACCAGAGCUGAGACUGAGAAUGCGGCAAGAAAUUGAGAAGGAAAAGAAGGUGGAGCUUUGGAAAGAGCAAUUCUUUGAGAGCUACUAUGGUGAACAAUCUGGACUCAGUAUAGAGGAAUCCAGAGAGCUGACAGAGGAUAGGAGUGUUCCUGAACCAGCUAAAAGCACAGUCCUUUCAGAAAAGCCAGAGACUGUCAAAGAGUCUCAGAAGGUAAACCCAGUGACAGAGGUCAUCCACAUGGAGUUGAGAUCCAGAGAUGUGAAAUCAACAGUACCACAUGUCUCACCUGAAGAGCCAGUCAAACCUCCUGCUCCAGAGCAAUCACGUUUAUCCUUAGACACGAGAAAGGAUGCACAGGAAGAACUGAUUCCAGAGUCCUCUGUUCAAAAAGCAGUGGAGCCCAAACCUGGCAGUGAAAAAGCACAGGAGAAUGAGAUCACAUGUAAGACCCCAGCAUCUCCUUUAGAAGCAGUGGUCACCUGUUUGAAAGGAAAGGAGACACAGACCCCUAAAGAUGAAAGUCCCGUUGGUGAGGCUGAACAAACAGUAAUGGAAAGGAAUAAAGCUGGAUCUCCAGUAACUGUUGUCACAUCUGAACCUCUAAAAAGAAAAGUCUCUAGUGAACAGGAUACAGAGCUCAGAACAGAGAAGAAGCCCCGUGUCACUUCAUUAGGAGCAUCAUCCACAGUGACAGCUAAAGAAAAAGUAGAACAUAGAGUACCUCCUCUCAAAAUCUCAGUGUCAAGAAUUUCAUCUGCCCCUGCGUCUACUGAACAGGUAUCUCCAAGGACUCCCGUUCCCAUUCCACUGACACCCCCUAGCGUUCGACCCGGUCGCACAGGUGCUCGCACUCUAGCUGACAUCAAGGCAAAAGCCCAGUUAGCACGUGCACAGCGUGCUGCAGCAGCAGCAGCCGGGUCAUCUUCCUCAAUGGGAACCGGCUCAGUUGGAGGUACCUCGACACCCUCUCCAGCUCGGUCCCUGUCUGAAGAUUUUUCACCAGCAAGCAGCAGAAGUCAAUCUGUGUCGCCAAUAAAGUUAAGCUCUGGAUCUCCAGCUCCUGAAGGCACAGUGAUUCUCUUACAAACCUCUCCUUCCUCAGGUUCCACUGUACACUCAGACCCUGGUCUUGCACAAGCCUUCAGUGCAAGCCAGGGAUUUUUAAAAGAUAAUUGCUCUUCGAUGGGGUUGCAAACCACUCUGUGUAUGUUGAACCCAACAGGCAAGGAUCAGCAUAACCUCCUCAGUCCUGGGGGAAUGCUAGCACCUUCAAGUCAGGCAGGAAAUGUGACUGCCUUGAAUACAAUUGCACAAAACCAGAGACCAGAGCAGACGCCUUUUUCAGGAGCGUCAGUGACCAAGCCUAGCUCUUCAAUCCCAGCAAAUAAUCCUCUGGUCACCCAGCUUCUUCAAGGUAAAGAGGUUCCCUUAGAAAAGAUCCUCCCAAAGCCACUAGCCAAGGUGGAGGUUCAAUCUGUGGCCAUUUCUGCCAGAGAUAAAGGGAAUCUUGGUACCACCACUGCUGGGUUGAAAACAAACCAAGAAGAUGCCAACAAACUUGGAAACCAAGUUCCUUUUGGCCCAUCAAUGAUGCAAGCCAGAAGUGUGGACAAGUUGGUCAAAGUUGGCACUCAGGACCAGAUGCUCCAACCGCUAAGGGACAAAUGCGAGCAGAAGAACACCAUCUCCAACUGUCAACCCUCCCAAUUUCAGUCCUGUCAGUUAGGUCACCUUGAGGGUAGCCAUGACCAGAGUGUCCAUCUCGGCAUCUUUGGACGGAAAAGGUUAUCCAAGCCAGCUAUGACAGGACACUACCUCCUCAAUGUCUCCACAUAUGGUAGAGCAUCCGAGAGCAGCAAACGGCCCCACCUAACUAGUAAUACGAGCAUUGCCCUCGCCAACUUGAAGAAGGAGAAAAUCGAAGCAGAGGAGAGUGUGAAAGGGAAGACGGAGUCAUUUGCAGGGUCUCAUACCACCUCUCAAGGACACCUGAAUUUUCCAAGGGUAAAAGUGGAACAGCAGGGAUUUGUCAUAAAUAAACCAGAUGAUGGUUUGACACCCCAACUCUGCUCUGAUAUAAAGUCUGAAUCUCCAUCUCUGAGUUGUUUGUCCAGCAAAGACGAAGGCAACACUUCUCUUAGAACCAAAGAAACAUGCUCAAGAGCGCAGCUUGAUAUGUGCAGCAGUAUACAGGGUAAAACAGAGCCAUAUCAGUUAGGUGACUGUCACCAACGCACGUUCUUGUCUCAGAAAGCACAUAAUGGACCUCAGUAUGGUGGCACCAUCAGCAUGUCUGUCCCUCAUGCACUGAAGCACAGCAUGGCUGACACUCCAACUUCUCCCACUGUGUCCUGUAGUGGUGAUGGUGAAACGGCUGCUGGAGGAAUGAUGUCUUUUUCCGUCACUGUCACUGCCAUACCUGCCGGUCACCUACUGGAUCAGAACAGUCAGGGUGAAACCUCACCUGAGCAAGCCUUCAUAGAAACCUCUGCAAUGGAAGACGUCCAAUCAAAGUGCUACUGUCGGCUGAAGGCCAUGAUUAUGUGCAAGGGAUGUGGCGCAUUCUGCCAUGAUGAUUGCAUUGGUCCAUCCAAACUAUGUGUCUCGUGUUUGGUGGUACGAUAAUGGUCAUGAGGAUGAACUGCAACUUGUUCAUUCAUUCAUUCAAAGAGAAGCAAUCACUGCAGUGAGGGUAACAGAAAUGUUACGACAGUACAGCAGUGACUCUCUCGCUGUGGUAACCUGUUCAUGUAUCCGUUGUCAUUUGAGAGGCAAGCUGUUGUGCUGAAUGGGGGGAACUCACUAAGAAUGAAUUGUGCCUGCUAAUAGUGCUGCUUAUUUGCACGUACUUUCUGUUUUGUUUUAGCGACUGAUUCAGGAGUUAUGCAAAUCAGGUAACAUGACCAGCAAGCCUGUGUUAUUCUUGCAAGUCAGUUUUGAGUACUUAGUUGUGGCGAAUGCAGCAGACUACCGUGAUCUGGCAUGCUUUACUGGGACUGUUUAGUAUGGCUGCAGUAAUGCAAUCCAGACACCUGAAUCGGCUCUUUAAAGUGCCGAAAGUGCGCUCGACUACACUGUAUGUCUGGAUAUGUACCCAUGCUUUUCAUUUGCAGUUUGAGCGCUUUAAGCGCCUGGUUAAACUGGAUUGCCGGUGCUUAGUAGAGACACCGCAGGUUUUUGCGCUGAAAUGCACAGUGCAAAAGUGGCGCAACUGUUUAGUGAUUUCGCCCCUUUGUUUUUCUUUACAAUACAAACAUAAAUAGCAUGCUAGAAGAUGAGGUAUAAAAAAACGUGCAAUGCUGAGUAAUACUUCCUCUCAUUCAUUGAGCACAUCAAGACUCGAUAUUGAAUAGUGGCAAUAUUUAAGGCUUGUUCUAUUUCUGUUAUAUUUUUGUAAUAGAAUUUUAGAAAUGCAAAUGAAUAUACUACUAUUUUUAUAGAUGUUAAAAAUCAUGAUUCCUUCCAACCCUCAAAUUUCGUAUCUUUUACACAUAAUUCACACUAGUUUGAGAAACCGAUAACAUCAAUAUUUAGUCUUUGCAUAUCCUGUAAAGCUAUUUGUUGGUUGGUUUAAGCCUUUGUGACACAAGCAAAAGAACCACACAACUGAAAUACCAAUUAUUUUGCAGAAUUACUGUGAAUAUGUAAACCUAAUAUAUUAACCUGCCUUGAUACUAGGUUUAUAUGGUACUGUUCAAAGUUAUUUAUGAGAUAGAAGGGAGUUUUGUCAAAUAUGUUAACAGGCUAGCACUUCUCUUAGAUCAGUGGGUUUUACUUGAGAGAAGAAUGUAAGAACAGGUUUAUACUGAUAAUGGCAAUAAUUUGUAUAUUUACAAUAUUUAUAAAAUUGAGAGCAUUAGUCCCUUACAUCUCAUUUUCUUCAGAAAAAAGGAUUUAUUAGGGUUGCACUUUUUUAUGUUCAGAAAAUGACUUUGCUAACGAUCUAUAUCUUUAAAAAAAAAUGAUGAUUUGUAAGGAUGAAAGAAUUCUUAAACAAUCUGUUGUACCCUCUCAGGAGCAAAAGCAGGUCUUAAUCAUUUCAAUAGCCUGUGUCUAAUCAGUUUACGUCACACAAGUGACAUUGCCUCUAAUUGGAAUAACAGAUACUCUCUGUAACCUUAGUUUUUAGGAAUAGGAAAAUAAUGCAGAGUAUCAACAGCAAAACUAUAUGAGCAAUGAAGUUAAACACUCAGAA
This is a messenger RNA of Sinocyclocheilus rhinocerous, 5753 nucleotides long. Its product is annotated as putative Polycomb group protein ASXL2. Gene Ontology annotation, molecular function: DNA binding; chromatin binding; peroxisome proliferator activated receptor binding. Bases 596 to 4183 code for a protein of 1195 amino acids. The transcript is spliced from 12 exons. Gene Ontology annotation, cellular component: PR-DUB complex. Gene Ontology annotation, biological process: positive regulation of transcription by RNA polymerase II; animal organ morphogenesis. The record is from RefSeq and is a predicted model, not a curated record. NCBI's taxonomy places the organism in Eukaryota, Metazoa, Chordata, Actinopteri, Cypriniformes, Cyprinidae.